Molecule: messenger RNA, 1389 nt
Organism: Folsomia candida
Lineage: Eukaryota; Metazoa; Arthropoda; Collembola; Entomobryomorpha; Isotomidae
Product: arginase, hepatic
Exons: 4
Coding region: 111-1181 (356 amino acids)
Cellular component (GO): nucleus; cytoplasm; cytosol
Molecular function (GO): manganese ion binding; arginase activity
Source: RefSeq, a predicted model, not a curated record
GUAUCACUUACGAUUUUGAUUUAAAAUUUGCAAAUCUUUUCCGCAAAUUAAAAAAAAAUUCUGAAUUGUUUUUAAAAUUCUGAAGUAUUUUUUAUUUUGAUUUUUUUAAUAUGUCGAAAUUGCGAAAUAAUUACAUCCUCGCCUUCCUGACGAGUUACCUCAUCGCCACCGUAAAUUCUGCCGCAUUUGUGAAAAAAGGUCCAAAAGAGAUGUUAGUAGGACUGCAAGGGCUCCCAUUUGGGCGUGGGAAUCCUCGCCCAGGAACAGAAACUGGACCAAUGUACUUACGAAACGGGGGAAUAAUUGAAUAUCUCAAAGACGAGGCAGGCGUCGACGUGAAGGAUUAUGGCGACAUGAUUUUCGACGUUGGACCCAGAGUCAGAACCCCCGUGGGAAAUGAGACAAAAGAGAUGGCGGAGGGGGUUUGGAACAUUGUCGAUGUCGCAAAGGCGGCAAAAAAGAUUUCCGAUCAAACCGAAGCCAUCGCGAAGGACGGUCGGAUCGUUCUUUCCGUCGGGGGCGACCAUUCCAUCACGAUCGGAACGAUUAACGGGAUUUCGAACGUGCAUCCCAACGUGGCGAUUUUAUACUUGGACGCGCACGCAGAUAUCAACACGGUCAAAACCUCUCCUUCCGGCAACCUUCACGGGAUGACGAUCCCCUUCGCCGUCAAGGAAUUAAGCCCGGACAUGAAAACGCCAGAAAUGAAGGACUUUGACUUCAUUCAACCGCGUGUCGCUGCCGAAAACGUGGCGCACAUCGGACUCCGAUCUGUCGACCCGGGAGAAACCGAAAUUAUCACCAAGUUUAAAACCAACUCGUUCGGCGUGCGAGAUAUUGAUCGCUUGGGAAUCAUGGAAGUUACGAAACGCGCCUUGGCUAAAAUUUCGCCGAAUGGGGAGCGCCCUGUCCAUCUAUCGUUUGAUGUGGAUGUCCUCGACGACUUGGAAAUUGGGGGACAAACUGGGACACCGGAACCCGGUGGUUUAACGCUUCGCGAGGCGAUGACGUUUUUUGAAGUAGUGCAGGAAACGGUGAACAUUGUGUCGAUGGAAUUUAUCGAGGUGAACACGGCGCUUGGGACGUCCUCGAAUCCGAAGAGGAUGGCCACCUUAGUUAAAUAUAUGAUGGGGUGUGCCUUCGGGUAUUGUCGGGGAGGGCUGGCUAGGGCGCAGUCGUAGAUAAUUGAUAAAUAAAUAAUUAAUUAAUUGCUUACCAUACGAUUUAAAAAAUAUUUACAUUUUACGUUAAAGUUUAGUAUUUUGAGGGACAAUAACGUCGAAAAGGAAUAAAUGUGAUGAUAAAAUCUUUAAAAAAAAGUAUUAGAUCCGUACGACUCCAGUUUCGUGAGAUGGAUAUUAAAUAAAAAUUAAAAUAAUGCUCGAAUAA